Molecule: messenger RNA, 1335 nt
Organism: Prorocentrum cordatum
Lineage: Eukaryota; Dinophyceae; Prorocentrales; Prorocentraceae
Source: the annotation of a GenBank genome assembly
AGCCGUUUUGGCGCAAGCCGUUUCGGCUCUGCUGCUUCCAGGGCCUCUCCUUCCGUUCUCCCCUCCAGGCCACCUCCCCUUUCUCGUGCGCUAUGGCGAUCCGCUCUUGGUUCGUGUGGGAUUGUUGUGGGGGGCUCUGCGUAAUUAUCACGUACGGUCUGCUUUGCUUCGCGAACAGCGUUGUGUUCCGGUUAGGCAGGUGGCCAGGCGGUGAGACGGGAGCAUCAGCGUGCCUGGCAGCCUACCAGAUGCUUUUCACCCUCGGCCUGCUAUCGCACAUCGCGUGCAUGCUCACAGACCCCGGAGCCACACCCCUGAAUCGCGAGGCGCUGGAUGACCCUUCGGUCAAGCAGUGCCUGAAGUGCAUGGCCCCGAAGCCACCGCGGUCGCACCACUGCAGCGUUUGCAGGAGGUGCAUCCUAAAGAUGGACCACCACUGCCCGUGGAUGAACAACUGCGUGGGGGCAUGGAACCAGAAGCACUUUAUGCUCUUCCUCGUUUACGUGCAGCUGCAGUGUUGGGCGGCGAUUGGCAGCCUCGGGGGGCAGUUCCUGACGUCGGGGAGGUCUCCUGCUUACAGGCGGGGCCCAUCCGCCAGAGCGUUCCUCGCGAAAACGCAGGAGGGCAGGCACCUUCUCCACGAGGAGGCGAGGCGGAUGGCUGCGCGGAGAGCGAUCGUCGACUCGGAUUUACUGCAGUGCGUGAUCGUUUUCUUCGUGGCGGUCAUCUUCGGACUAUUCACGACGAUCAUGCUCUGCGACCAGCUCUCCAAUGUGAUCGCAGGCCAGACGGGCAUCGAUCGCCUUCAGGGCGACCAGGGCAGGCGGAAGCCUUGGAGGGAGGCGGUCCAGGAGGUGAUGGGCUGGGGGCCGUCGUGGCGGUGGCUCGUGCCGACGUCGUUGAGGCAGGGCGCGCGGGCGAAGGACGAGACGACGUGACCGAGCACGGGGCGGACUGGUCGUGGGCGCCGCUGCCCACCCAGGGUGGAGAGCUGUGCGGAAGAAUAUGCAGAGAUUUCUCCUUCCUCUUUUCUCCCUCGCUGUUUCCCCCCCCCCCCACACCCCCACACCCCCACCGCGAUUCCACACUAUGUGAAAUCCGUGAAGCCUCCAUCAGAAUGUCCAUGCGGUAUGCUCGUCUUAGGGCUCAUCGGGCGAGCGCCAAAGUGUUGCACCCGCCACUGAGUUCGUGGACCCACCGCCGUAGAGUCCAUGGAUCCCCCGCACUGGGACCCAUGGCGUCAAUGCAACGGGGUCCACACAGGCAUAUCAAUCAUUUCCCCUCACCUACUCUUAACAGGUGGGGAGACCGGAGGCAGGGAACGGCAGCGGGGCA